Molecule: messenger RNA, 3598 nt
Organism: Drosophila biarmipes
Lineage: Eukaryota; Metazoa; Arthropoda; Insecta; Diptera; Drosophilidae
Product: probable ATP-dependent RNA helicase DDX20
Exons: 3
Coding region: 93-3323 (1076 amino acids)
Molecular function (GO): RNA helicase activity; nucleic acid binding; ATP binding
Source: RefSeq, a predicted model, not a curated record
CCGGUAACGCUGCGGUCUCACUUCGCAGUGAAACAUUUUUGAGCCUGAAAGAAAUCCUUUGAUUUGCUGGAAAAAUAGGAAUAUCAACCAGGAUGGAGCGCAACAUGGCGCACAACUUGACCCGAGGGGAGCAGAGGACCAAGGAUGUGGAGCCUGGACAGGUGAAAACCUUCGGGGAACUGCGCCUGUCCCAACCCCUGCUAAGGGGACUGAAGCGCCACAAUUUUGUGACGCCAACGAAGAUUCAGGCGGCCGCCAUACCCAUGGCCCUGACUAAUAUGGAUCUGCUGGUACAGUCCAAAAGCGGAACCGGCAAGACGCUGAUCUACGUUAUUGCCGCCAUGGAGGGCUAUCGUCGUGGGAUGACACGACCUCAUGCCUUGAUCGUGGUUCCAACUCGAGAGCUGGCCAUCCAGGUGCAGGAUACCUUCUUCUACCUGUGCGAGUUCUUCCAGGACUUUCAAUCGGCCGCCUGUAUCGGCGGCACCGAUGUGAGCACCGAUCGCAGGCGCAUCAAGAAAAGUCGCAUCAUCAUUGGAACCCCAGGACGCCUGUUGCAUCUCUAUCAAAAUCGCGUUCUGGAUGUCUCCAAAAUCGCUCUUCUUGUCCUCGACGAGGCGGAUCAGUUGUAUCAGACGAAGAGCCUCCAGGAUACCGUCACUCAAAUCAUAGACGUUCUGCCCAAGAACCGGCAAAUAAUUGCCUGCAGUGCCACUUACGAUCAGGAUCUGGACGAGCGCCUGGCGAAGAUCAUGAACCAACCCAUGCUUAUAUCGAAUUCCGAAAGGGCCACUGUUCUUCUGGGCAUCCGUCAGUUUGUCUACGAGUUGCCACACCAACAGAACAGUGCCGAGGAGAUGAAAGCUAAAUUGCAGGCUCUCGGCCAGAUCUUUAACCAGUUGCCUUAUGAACAGGCCAUCCUCUUUGCUAGCUCCCAAAUGCGAGCAGAUUCGUACAAGAACUACCUGGAAGCCAGUGGUGUGGAGUGCCAUUUGAUCACGGGAGCCUUGAAACAGUCGGAGCGCUUAAAUGUCUUUGAGGGCUAUAGAAACUUUACCAUGCGCACUUUGGUGGUCACCGACUUGAUGGGACGCGGUGUGGACUCUGCUCAUGCCAAUCUGGUUGUAAAUCUGGAUCCUCCAGAUAAUCAUGUUACCUAUCUACAUCGCAUUGGUCGCGCCGGUAGAUUUGGAUCAAAAGGCAUAGCCAUCACGUUUGUUGCCUCCGCGAAAGAGAGCCAGAGAUUCAAGGAAAUGUCCCGAAAGAACGCCACUGCUUGGUCUGUUCUGGAGUAUCCAAAAGAGCAAGUGCCAAAGGACUUCAAUUUCUGGGAUUUCGAUAAGUACAAUUUUCCUUAUUUCAUCAAGGAAGACAUUCCCCUUCAGGAAAUGCCCGUGAAGCGCAUACCACCUGUUAAAGAUAAUCCAAACAACGGGGAGUUGGAUAAAGAUGAAGACAAGCCUGAUGUUUCUUCCAAAAAACAAACUUUAGAAAAUUGUCGAAAGCAAGUUGAGGCCACGAAGACAAUGGAAGAGUUUAAAACGAAUCCGAAGACAACUCCAGAUGGUGCCAAAAAUAGUCCAGUGGCCUUACCAAAUGUAAAAGAUUAUAACGAAUAUAGUAAGCCCAAUACCAUAUCUAACAAGGAAAACCUGGAAUUAAACGAAGCGAGUACUUCACAGAAUAGUAAGAAACCCAAUAUCAAAGAACUUAACCAGGUCGAUAAGGAUAUUAAACCGCAUGCUAAUGACAUUUCCCCGGCUAAAGAAAAACCCUUGAAAGGCACUGCAUUGAAGAAGCAGGAAAAAGCCAAUAAAACUCUUAGUCCAUCCAAAUUAUUUGCAGAUGCCUUAACACAGAUUGAGAAGCAAACAACAGAUGCGCAGUUAACACCAGUGAUAACAGUAAAUGAAUAUUACAUUGACAACUACAUGGAUGAAGACAUAAAACCGACAGACGACAAAGAGAACCAACCCUAUAAUGGAACUGUUUCGCAACUGCAGACAAAGAACGACUUGAAUCCGGAGGAGAUGAUUUCACCGGAAUUGACACCAACAACCCUGACCCAGGAACCGUCGCCAACCACAGUGACACCGCCGGCACCACCAGUCAACUCAAUUAAUAACAAGACCUAUUGUCUGGCUGCCCCCACACAGACCAGUUCGAUGACCAUACAGAACAUGGUGAUCUCAAACACGGUGGACGAUGCCAGUAGCAUCAGUUCGGAUAGCUUGGGGUGUGGCUAUCACAGUGAUAAGUCCUACGAUACCUUCUAUACAACCAGUGAUGAGGAACUGAUCUGGGAGAGAUUGGAGACCAAAAAGAAGCGCCUGCUAAAGAGAGGCAAGGGAAAGCGUCGUCUGUUUCUCUACAAAAAACCACUUCCUGAGAGAAAUGUAAACCUCGAGGUUAAACGUAAAUAUAAACUAAAGAAACUUGUUGAGCACAACAAAUUAUCACUUUUGCCUGGUACGAAUCUGAAUCACAUGCUCAAGAAAGUCAAAAAUCGUGAGAGGGUCCUGCAAAUGCUGUACGACUACAGCAAGAAAAACAAUUUGGACAAUGCAAAGGUUGCCAAUUUGCUGGAUAAUUUCUAUGACACCAUGCUGGAGCUUUACAAUGAUAACAUCAAAGAGCGCAAUAAGCAAGCCUCAGAGUCCCUUAAGGAAGACUUGGUGUCUCUUGGUCAUAGUCCUAGCCAGGAGUCUUUGAUUUUGGAGAAGCCAGAGCAGCAGAACAAGCUGAGUGUCCAUGUGACCCAUCAGAUGAAUAUUCCACCCGUGCCACAAGCCGUCAAUGAUGUCCGCAUUAAUAGCGAAAGCGAAUCGGAGUCCCACGGGGAUUAUGACGAGGGUGAAGAUGUCUAUGUUGACGAGGAGGAGUCAGUGAGUGACGAACACAAUUCAUCGAGUGGUUUUGUGGAGAGCAACGAGAGUGUUUCCUCCGGAAUCGAUACCUCAGUUUACGAAACUGAGUCUACAGGCAGAUCAGGCAAUGCUUCGACCUCCUUUUUCACCGAUGAUGAGUCCGGCAGUGAGGAAGAUGAUAGCUUGGAUUCCACCGAAGAAGAGGAUGAAACCACGGAUGAAGAAGCUCCAAGCAACGUUAGCUUGGCUGGAUCAAGCACUCAGGGAUCUGUGGGAGAAGAAAGCACCGUUGAGUCUUCGCAUGCUGAUUCGGAUGAUGAUUCCGUGACUGUGACCAACGUCAUACCUGUGCAGAAUGCCACCAAUGAUGCCCAAUCCAUGUGGCUGCAGACCUUCAACAUGCAGUAUCAAUUCAUUGCAUCCCAUGUGGCCAAUCACCUACAAAACUAUAACUAAAUUGCUAGGGAAGCAAAACUAGUCGAAACUCAGGCCGUAUCAAUAAAAAAUUACUUUAUCCACAAACGAAACGGAGCAGUUCCAAGAGGCUGAAUCAGUCUCUCUCUUUUUACAUCUUUAUAUCGUAGUCUGUUAAAACGUUUUUUCUCUUGAAUACUCAAUAUCAAGAUAGUUGAUACCAUGUUAUAGACUUUGGAAUGCGAACGAUGAAUGUUUUGUAUGCAAACAAUAAAUUGCAGACUUUGUUACCAAAAAUAAAUGAAUUUAAACAUGAA